Chlamydomonas reinhardtii is the source of this 2027-nucleotide messenger RNA. RefSeq lists its product as uncharacterized. Gene Ontology annotation, biological process: cell surface receptor signaling pathway; cytoskeleton organization. Gene Ontology annotation, molecular function: protein binding. Lineage: Eukaryota; Viridiplantae; Chlorophyta; Chlorophyceae; Chlamydomonadales; Chlamydomonadaceae. Gene Ontology annotation, cellular component: cytoplasm. Bases 64 to 1542 code for a protein of 492 amino acids. The transcript has 12 exons. The record is from RefSeq and is a predicted model, not a curated record.
CAGGCCGUUGCAAGCUUCGUAUUGUCGCUGUGAUGAGUAUAUGAUGUUUUUGAGCUAGCAAUUAUGGGGUCGCUUGAACCACUGCCGAGCGCUCUGAAUUCAGCCCGCCAAGGGCACGGCCUUGAAUUGAAAGACAAGCUCACCGUGCGAUAUGCGGGCGAUGCAAGGCACAAUAACGACGUCGGUGCAAUUCAGGCAAACCACCCCGUCUCGGUGAACUGCACCGUCUUUUACUAUGAGCUGACAGUCCUGGACGGGGGAAUUUCGGGGAAAAUAGCUAUUGGUUUCGCGGACAAGAACUUCAAGCUCACGCGGCAGCCCGGGUGGGAGGUGGGCUCUUAUGGGUACCACGGCGAUGACGGGAAAAAGUUCAUCGGAAGCGGCAUGGGCGAAGACUACGGCCCCACGUUCGGCGGCGGCGACACGGUGGGCGCCGGCAUCCACCUGGGCCGCCAGGAGCUGUUCUUCACCAAGAAUGGUACCAAGCUCAAGGCUGCGCAUCGGCCGGUACGCGGCGGCCUGUACCCCACCAUUGGACUGCACAGUAAGGGCGAGAUGGUCCAGGUGAACUUCGGCGCCAAGCCCUUCGUGUUCGACCUGGAGGGCAUGCUGGCGGAGGAGCGGGCGGCGCAGCGGGCAGCGGUAGAACGGAUCCCUGUGUCGCCCGGCACCAGCCACGCGCUGGUGCGGCAGUACCUGCUGCACUACGGCUACGCCGACACACUGGCGGCCUUUGACGCGGCGGCCGGCAUCACCGCGGCGGCGGACAGCUCUGCUUCUGCAGCGGCGGCGGCUGACAACGCGGCGUCCGGGCUGGCCCUGCGUGCGGAGCUGCGGCGAGCCAUCAUGGGCGGGGACGUGGAUGCGGCGCUGGCGCUACUGCAGGCUCGCUGCCCGGCGCUGCUGGCUGACUCGGGCCGCUUCGGCGACGUGCACUUCCAGCUGGCGUGUCAGAAGUACAUCGAGCUGGUCAGGGGCGGGCAGGUGCAGGAGGCGGUGGUGUUCGCGCAGGGCACACUGGCGCAGCUGCGGGGCGUGUCGGCGGCGGCGCUGGAGGGGCCGCUGCGGGAUGUGGUGGCGCUCAUUGCCUACCAGCAGCCGGAGACGUCGCCGCUGGCGCACCUGCUGGGUCAGGGGCAGCGCGAGGCGGUGUCGGACGCAGUGAACACAGCCGUGCUCUCGGUGAUGACGGCGGCGGCGGCGGCGGCGGCGGCGGACGCCUCGACAGGCGAGGCGGCGCCGGGGGCGCAGGACGCGGGUGCCGCGGGCGCAUCGGGCUCCGCCGCCGUGGCCACCACGUCUGGGGCUGCGGCGGGGAGUGGCGGCGGCGGCGGCAAGGACGCGGGUGGCACGGGUGCGGGGCCGGUGCUGCGGCCGGCGCUGUCGGUGCCUGAGGCGGCGGCGGCGGCGCGGUCGGUCAGCCUCGUGGAGCGGCUGCUGCAGCAGCUGGUGGCGGUGCAGGCGACGCUGCAUGAGGCCAACGGGGGACAGGGCGGCGUCUUCAACCUGCGGGAGCACAUGCUUGCGCCCGGGGCUGUAUGAUUAGCGUUUGUACAAGUACUGACACGUAGUUUGUUCGUUUUCGGGCUGGUUUCGAUGGUGUGGCGUAUCGUGUGGUUCGGCAAGCGGUGCAUGAAGGUCACGGCGGAGCGCGGGCGGAGCGCAGGCGGAGCGCAGGCGGAGCGCGCGCGAGGCUGUGUGCGAGGAGUCGGGCACGCGGGUACAGCGGCUACGGGCAUCGGUUGCUCGGUUAACGGCGCAGGCAGGCUGUUGCAUGCAUGCAGGGCGGCUUCAGGCGGGGGUGGGAGUAGAGUUGGGGGAGUAUGUGGGCACGGCAUGGAUUGAUGGAUCCAUCUCCAGCUCGAGCUGGAAUCCAUUCAUUGGCGAUGGAUGAGUUCGGAUUGACAGGUGUGGAGCGGCCGCAACACGGGCCCCGGUGUUUGAACCAGUGAGUCAUGCAAACCAGGAAGGAUUUAGAAGAUUGCUGGAUCGUACAUUGCAUCAGAUUGGUGUAAACUCUGUAAAGG